This is a messenger RNA of Diospyros lotus (date-plum), 750 nucleotides long. RefSeq lists its product as uncharacterized. The record is from RefSeq and is a predicted model, not a curated record. The transcript is spliced from 2 exons. Bases 1 to 750 code for a protein of 249 amino acids. NCBI's taxonomy places the organism in Eukaryota, Viridiplantae, Streptophyta, Magnoliopsida, Ericales, Ebenaceae.
AUGCAACAGCAACCAGGAAGCAAGCCGUCUUGGGAGUUGGUAAUUGAAAAGUUGGCGAAUGCCACUAUGGAGAGGUUUGAAAAGCUGGAGGCAAAAGUAGACCAGAUGGCCAGUUUCAACAGAAAUCUAGAGGUUCAAUUGGGGCAGAUAUCAAAUGCCAUAAAUCCGAGAGAUCAAGGUAAAUUUCCUAGCAAAACUAAGAUGAAUGUAAGAGAUGAAGUCAUGGCAGUGACAUUGAGAAGUGGUAAGCAACUUGGUGAGGUAAGUAGCAAACAUGUUAUAGGGGAUGUUGAUAAAAAGAAUAAUGUUGAGAUUAGUGAUGAGAAUGAGCAGAAUGAGACACCAUCCCUAAUACCACCUGUUAAACCUUAUGUUCCUCCUAUCAUUUUUCCUCAAAGGCUUAAACAGAAUAAGGUUGACAAACAGUUUGAAAAAUUUCUUGAAGUUUUUAAGCAGUUGCGCAUUAACAUUCCAUUUGCAAAUGCUUUAGCACAGAUUCUCGCUUAUGUAAAAUUUUUAAAAGAAAUUAUGUCAAACAAAAGAAAGCUGAAGGAUUACAAGACCAUUGCCUUAACUAUAGAAUGUGCGAGUAUUUCAUUGAUGCCUUUAUCUGUGUGCAGGAAAUUUGGACUUAAGGAGAUCCAACCAACUACCAUUUCCUUACAGUUAGCUGACAGGUCGGUGAAGUACCCAUCAGGAAUUCUAGAAAAUGUGCUUGUGAAGGUAAAAAUAAUUCAUAAUUCCAGUUGA